UAACAGGUAUUACAAACUGUACUGCAUUACACUGUUCAUCUGCGCAUCAAGUAUUUGACUGGCAUCGGAGAAAAUGGGCUGGGUUUUGCCAGAAUUUCAUUUAAUAGCCUGAGAAGAAUCAGUAGGGAUUUAAAAGUGUCCUUUUUGGACAUUUUAAAAGGAUUUCAUGAUCUUUGACAAGACAGAAAUGGCAGUUUUUACAACUGGCCACUAAUAAGAAAAGGAUACAAUGCUUCGAAAAAGACAUGCAGCCUUCUGAUAAACAGGACUGUAUUUUUUAAAACAUUUUUUUUUUCCACAAAAAAAGUUCCUUUACGGAGUGCAACAGGCAGAACUGAGAAAACCUCGUGCAAUAUUCAUCAAGCUGAUUUGCCAUUGGAAGAAUGGAGUAAAGCUGGGAUCUUCUAUGAAAGCUGGGAUUGAUUAUUCCACAUCUUGAGAUAUGGAUCAGUCUGAAGACAUGCCUAAGGAGAUGAGCGCUGAGGCGAAGGCAGAGAGUGAGUCUGCAGGGGAGAUAAAACGGGCUCGGACCAUGGCUCUGUACAACCCCAUCCCAGCCAAACACAACUGUCUCACCGUCAACAGGUCUCUCUUUAUCUUCGCUGAGAAUAAUAUCAUAAGAAAAUAUGCAAAGAGGAUUAUAGAGUGGCCUCCAUUUGAGUAUAUGAUCCUGGCCACCAUCAUAGCCAACUGUAUUGUUUUAUCCCUGGAGCAACAUCUUCCUGGUGAAGACAAGACACCUAUGUCCAAAAGGCUGGAGAAGACAGAGCCUUAUUUCAUUGGGAUCUUCUGUUUUGAGGCUGGUAUCAAGCUGGUGGCACUUGGUUUUGUUUUUCAUAAGGGUUCCUAUCUCAGAAAUGGCUGGAAUGUAAUGGACUUCAUUGUUGUGUUAAGUGGGAUUCUGGCCACUGCUGGUUCUCAUAUGAAUAUUCCGGUGGAUCUGAGAACCCUGAGGGCUGUGCGUGUGUUAAGACCCCUCAAACUAGUCUCUGGUAUCCCCAGUUUACAGAUAGUUCUGAAGUCCAUUAUGAAAGCGAUGGUGCCCCUGCUGCAGAUUGGUCUUCUGCUGUUCUUUGCCAUCCUGAUGUUCGCUAUCAUCGGUCUGGAGUUUUACAGUGGCAAAUUACACCACACUUGCCUGCCCUCUCCAGAUAUACUAGAUAAUGAGACGGUGGACUCUUCUGAGGUUGAGUUUGCUUGUGGAGUGAGGAAGUGCCCUGAUAAAUACACCUGCACUGGCUCUUGGAUUGGGCCCAAUGAUGGCAUCACUCAGUUUGAUAACAUCUUGUUUGCAGUACUAACAGUUUUUCAGUGUAUUACCAUGGAGGGAUGGACUGCCGUCCUGUACAAUGUGAGUUCAUACAAAUUUAUUGUUGACUGAUUGGAUUUAUAUUUACAUUGAUAGAAUACCCAUCAUUUAUCUUUAUGCAUCCUCAUUAACCUAUGCCAACUUAACAAAUGAAGCUGCAGUGCCUGCAGUGAUUUGACGGCAUCAUAUAUAUUCAGUCUCUUUUUACAGACUGACUUAUUUAUACAGGAUUUUGCUCCUUUAAAGGAUUAGUUCACCCAAAAAUGAAAUUUCUGUCAUUAAUUAC
Megalobrama amblycephala (Wuchang bream) is the source of this 1595-nucleotide messenger RNA. Its product is annotated as voltage-dependent R-type calcium channel subunit alpha-1E-like. Gene Ontology annotation, cellular component: neuronal cell body; membrane; voltage-gated calcium channel complex. NCBI's taxonomy places the organism in Eukaryota, Metazoa, Chordata, Actinopteri, Cypriniformes, Xenocyprididae. Gene Ontology annotation, molecular function: high voltage-gated calcium channel activity. The record is from RefSeq and is a predicted model, not a curated record. Gene Ontology annotation, biological process: chemical synaptic transmission; calcium ion import across plasma membrane. Bases 443 to 1381 code for a protein of 312 amino acids. The transcript has 6 exons.